ACCCCCGGUUCCACCCAAAGGAGGCACUCGGUGAUCACUCGCAUUUCUCAUGCUGUGCGGCAGAGGGACAAGUAAUUACUGCGGCAGACACACCACGGCGGGGCACGAGCAGCAUGCCAAUCUGGCAGCAAGUCUGGCCCUUUAUUAUGGUUUAUCUUAGGCUGUCGUCAAUUCCCCGCAAAGUGGCUUUUGACAGCUACGGGCCUCGGCCCCCUUCCAUCGGCCCUUAUUGUCCUUUGCAGACAAGAACUCGGCGGGUUGGCUUAAUUAAGACCAUGAUCCAAGGAGCACGCAUAUCGAUAUUCUGCACAUGACUCCACCUUUGGGUGACAAUCUGGGGUUCAUAUAUCAUACCAAGGACGUCCAGUCUUGACGUUGGUCCAGUCCCUGGCUCACAUUCAUCCUCGCCCUCUUCACAUCCAGCCGCCUAGUUACGUUGCACCUCGACGUCGACUUCAACAUGCCAUUUCAUCGGGGUCUUCUCCCUCGCGAGGGAUUAUGCAUGGACGUGGUCCUGCGUCUCAUCCGCCUGACUGCGCUGAAUCCCUCGCUGCUGCUGCCCCUCGUCCUGCUCGCGCGGUACACCAAGCAGGGCCAGGAUCUCUCCAUCCUCCACCCGGACGCCAACAAGCGACUGCACACGCUCACCUACCUGGCGCUGGCGCGCUUUGUCAGCAACUGGUUUUCGGACAAGGUGCGCAACAACUGGGUGGAUGACAAGUAUGACUGGUCCAAGGAGAUUGUCGUCGUGACGGGUGGCGCAGGCGGCAUCGGUGGUGAGAUUGUCAAGUUGUUCGAGGAAAAGGGCGUGACGGUUGUUGUUCUUGAUGUGCAGCCCAUGAGCUUCUCGCAUGGCUCCCGCGUUCAUCACUUCAACUGUGAUCUUCGCUCCCCUCAGGCCGUCAAUGCUACCGCCGACCAGAUCCGCGCCCAGAUCGGCCAUCCUACCAUUGUCAUCAACAAUGCCGGCGUCGCGCGCGGCAAGACCGUCCUCGAGGCCGACCCGGCGGAUAUCCGUUUCACGUUCGACGUGAACACAUUCGCCCCCUUCUGGACGGCCCAGGCGUUCCUCCCCCACAUGGUCGAGAAGAACCACGGCAUGAUCGUGACGGUCUCCUCGUACGCAGCCUGGCUGACGAUUUCCAACAUGGUCGACUACGGCGCCAGCAAAGCAGCCUCUCUCGCCUUCCACGAGGGUAUCACGGCUGAGAUCGCCACCAAGUACAAGGCCAACAAGGUGCGGACGGUCGUGGUGCACCCCGGCCACACGCGGACGCCGCUGUUCCAGGGCUAUGACCAGAAGACGGGCUUCCUCAUGCCCGAGCAGUUCCCCGAAUCCAUCGCGCAAGCGGUCGUCGAGAAGGUCCUCUCUGGGACGAGCGGCAGCGUCAUCCUGCCCGAGGCGGGUGGCUUGCUGCCUGGUCUGAGGGCAUUCCCGGACUGGUACCAGCUGCGUGUGCGCGCCAAGGCGCAGUACAUGGACAAGUGGAAGGGCAGGCAGGUCAUCUCCGACGUGAACGCAACGUAUGACAAGGAGGAUGCCAGCGAGAGUACGGUCCUGGUGUCCGAGGAGAAGCAGUGAGCGCUGUCAAUGUGUGGAGUACCCCAGCGUAUACGUGUA
Messenger RNA from Emericellopsis atlantica, 1621 nucleotides. RefSeq lists its product as uncharacterized. NCBI's taxonomy places the organism in Eukaryota, Fungi, Ascomycota, Sordariomycetes, Hypocreales, Bionectriaceae. The record is from RefSeq and is a predicted model, not a curated record. The transcript has 2 exons. Gene Ontology annotation, molecular function: oxidoreductase activity, acting on the CH-OH group of donors, NAD or NADP as acceptor. The coding region runs from base 461 to 1582 and encodes 373 amino acids.